CGCCUCGUUCCCUCUGUUAACUGCUCUCCGUUUGUCAACACUAAAAUGUUAAACAAAUAAAAUUCUUUCCGAAUCACCAAAAACAGCAACUGUUUGUAAAAUAUCAUAAAUUAUUUAUUAAAUUUAUUAAAACCAACGGGAAAAUGGCAGCAAAAGUAGCUAGCGGCACGAACAAAGUGUUCCAGAACCACGAUGACGUGCACAUCUCCUUCGAGGACCAGCAGCGGAUCAACCGCUUCGCGAAGCACAACGCCCGCAUGGAUGACUUCAAGGCGGAGCUGGAAACAAAGCGCAGUGAGCUGAAGAGCUUGGAGGAGGCGCUGGAGGAGAUCGAGCUGUUCGACGAGGACGAGGACAUACCGUUCCUGGUGGGCGAAGUGUUCCUCUCGCACAAGCUGGAGAAAACACAGGACAUGCUGAAGGAAACCAAGGAGCAGGUGCUCAAGGAGAUCGCCGGCGUGGAGGCCAAGACGAAGGUUAUCAAGGCGGAAAUGGAUGAGCUGAAGGCUCAUCUCUACCAGCGGUUCGGCAGCAAUAUCUCCCUGGAGGCCGAGGAUUAAUCCACAAUUGAUCGAUUGUUAAUUUAACAUUUUACAAAAUAGAGUACAUUUAAUUUAAACUCAA
Drosophila simulans is the source of this 624-nucleotide messenger RNA. It is a transcript of the gene Pfdn4, whose product is annotated as probable prefoldin subunit 4. The coding region runs from base 144 to 560 and encodes 138 amino acids. Lineage: Eukaryota; Metazoa; Arthropoda; Insecta; Diptera; Drosophilidae. Gene Ontology annotation, biological process: protein folding. The transcript is spliced from 2 exons. Gene Ontology annotation, cellular component: prefoldin complex; cytoplasm. The record is from RefSeq and is a predicted model, not a curated record.